AUGCGGUUUUCAAGCACUUUGAAAGCAAACCAAGUGGAUGAAUGGAAAGAAAGCUAUGUAUCAUACGACAUCCUCAAGCCAAUGAUAACUAGGAAUAAGAACGGAUUCAAGGCCGCAAUUGAAAGGGAUUUGGCAUCAAUCAAUGACUUCUUUUUUAUGCUUGAAAAGCAGGCUGUUGCUGAGAAGGACUGUAUAUUUGCUGAUACAAGCAUAAACCUUGCUAAUAGCAUAUCAAAACAUAACCACACGCAUAAUGUAAGCAUAGAUUCAAAAUAUACAUUUAUAAGUGACACACUUAAAGUAAACAAUGCAGAUUUGGAUGGCAAAUCGGUCAUCAAUCAAAGCACAGAUGAGAACCCAAUGACAGAUGAAGACGACUUCGAAUACAAGCAUGCACCACAGAAUGACAUCAAGAAAGGAUUUGGUGCGAUAUUCAAAAUCCCAAAGCAACUUGAAAGAAGAAAACGGGAAAAGAACAUACAGGAAUUUCUGCAUGCAGUUAUUGGUAUCAAGAGAUUCAGAGAGCUCAACUAUGCUGGAUUAAUGAAGCUUUCAAAGAAAUAUAAUAAAACCUAUCCUUCGGAGGGAUUUCACAAGGCAUUUUCAAAAAAGAUCGAUGGAUCAUACUUCAGUAAGUCAAAGCGCAUUGAUGAAGUUUAUUCGUCCAUAAAGGAGCUUUAUAGGACUGUGUUUGCAAGGAACGAUCCUGGGAAGGCAAAAACGAUGCUCAGAAAACUCAAGAGGAAAAGUACAAGCAAUCCGGUUGCUUUGUAUACCUCGGGAAUGCUUGGAGGAGUGUCGAUUGGGCUUCUAAUGCUACUUGACUUUGGAGAGAAUAAGUCAAGCAAAGAAAUGUUUUUUUCAACAGUUCUUCUGCAAUACGGAGCACUUCUUUUUGGUGUGUGCCUUUCAGUAUUCAAAAGGUUUCACAUCAACUACAAAUUCAUUUUCAAUUUUGAUGUGUGCUCGUCUCUAACAUCUGAUGCAUAUCUAUUAAUGAUAUCGGCCCUUAUAUUGAUUAAUAUUGCCUGCACCUGGGCCAACAAUGUGUUUUUUCACAUAAGCCCUUACUGGAUUCUAAUUGCAGGUUUUUUAGUGAUGUUUGUUCCAUUCCAGAUUCUUUACCAUCGAUCAAGGUUUUACUUGGCUUCUGUUAUUUUCCGAAUAGUGUUGCUGCCGAUGUCUCAUGUGCGAUUCAGGCACUUCUACUUUGCAGAUGUUGGUCAGAGCUUUACUACAUGCUUCAAGAAGAUAUUCUUGCAGGGAUGCGACCUCGAUUGGAGGCUGGAUGGAGUGAUCAACUCUUUCUUUGCAAUUGUAAGACUUUUACAGUGCCUCAAACGCUAUAAGGACACAAGACUGAAGUUUCCACACAUAGCCAAUGCGCUAAAAUACGGAUUGGCUAUAACAGUGGGGAUAACUGCAGCAUUAUACGAAAAGAACAAGACACAUGAUGCUCUUGUUUAUAAAGCAAUGAGCAUGGCAAUUUCAUCCAUAUGCUCAGGUGCUUGGGAUAUUUUCAUGGAUUGGGGCAUAAUCAGAAUUAAAACAAUAUAUCCAAGGCAUGCAUAUGUUGCUGGAAUUAUUUUUAACUUGCUAUGCCGGUUUUCAUGGCUUAUUUUGUAUGUAUUCGAUAUUCCUGUGCUGUGGAUGCAAUUUCUUGAAAUAACCAGAAGAUUUAUAUGGACACUCUUCAGGGUUGAGUUUGAACACCUACACAAUUGCAGUGAAUUCAAAGCAAAGGGUUCAAUAUGGUUUACAUCGAAUGAGCUGUUCUACAGAAAAGACUACGAGGUUAAUACAGAAACAACAGAGACAGAAAACGAAUCAAGCACAUACUAG
Molecule: messenger RNA, 1842 nt
Organism: Ordospora colligata OC4
Lineage: Eukaryota; Fungi; Microsporidia; Ordosporidae
Exons: 1
Coding region: 1-1842 (613 amino acids)
Biological process (GO): cellular response to phosphate starvation; phosphate ion transport
Cellular component (GO): cytoplasm; Golgi apparatus; plasma membrane
Molecular function (GO): inositol hexakisphosphate binding
Source: RefSeq, a predicted model, not a curated record